Molecule: messenger RNA, 2094 nt
Organism: Ornithodoros turicata
Lineage: Eukaryota; Metazoa; Arthropoda; Arachnida; Ixodida; Argasidae
Product: poly(A)-specific ribonuclease PARN-like
Exons: 19
Coding region: 167-1978 (603 amino acids)
Biological process (GO): nuclear-transcribed mRNA poly(A) tail shortening
Cellular component (GO): cytoplasm; nucleus
Molecular function (GO): poly(A)-specific ribonuclease activity; RNA binding; metal ion binding
Source: RefSeq, a predicted model, not a curated record
GCCGAGUAACGCAGCGGCAGAGACGGUAAGCAACCGACUUGCCGACUCGUGGAUCGUGCUCUCGGUUUUGAUGGCGGGAAUGAAAAUUCGCGAUGAAAUAUUAAAUGCUGAAUAGUACUGAGCCAGAAGAAGCACGGCACGGCAGUGUCAUCACUGCGUAGCUACAAUGGAAGUGACAGAUUCGAACUUCAGGGACGAGCUGCCAGUCAUACAGAAAGCGAUAGAGGCAGCGUCAUUUAUUGCAAUAGACUGCGAGUUCACAGGACUUCACACCAAGCGUACGGUUCACUGUUUGGACACGCCGAAAGAACACUACGCAAAACUUCGAGAAACUGCCCUAGGAUUUCAAGUCCUCCAAGUUGGCAUUUCAACAUUCGAGUAUGACAAGUCAAAUAAGAAGUAUCGCAAUCUCUCCUUCAGUUUUUACAUCCGGCCUUGGUUAGCACUGCGUGGCGUGCCUGAACGAAUUUUUCAGUAUCAAGCGUCCUCAUUGCAGUUCCUCGGUAAUCACCAGUUCGAUUUCAACAAGGCUUUUAUCAACGGCGUGAGCUACCUGAAGCCCAAAGAAGCGGAAAAGGUCUUGUCGGGCAUCAACGAACGGCAAGAGACCCAGUUGCAGGAACUGCGGAAGCCUCCGUGCAAGGGCCCGGCACCGGACAUUCCCGCCGAGCACAGGGAGUUCAUCGACGGCGUCCUAAAAUCUGCGUCCGACUUCCUGGGCAUGCACGGGGACUCCGAGGAAGAGCUCCACUUUCCCGACUGCGACGCUUACCGACGAAAACUGAUCUACCAGACGUUGCUCAGCAAGUACGCGGGCGUCUUACACCUGGAGACGCAGACGACGCAAGGCGGGGACGCGCGACACGUGGUUGCCAGACGUUUCUCGGCGGCCUCCAGGGAACGCGAAUUGGCAGAAAAACACAAGGCAGAGUUGGAAUCCCUAGAGAUUUCGAAGGGCUUCUCGCUUGUGCUGGAGAAGAUUUCGCACUCGGGGAAGCUGGUCGUUGGACACAACAUGCUGUUGGAUCUGAUCCGUCUGCUGGACCAGUUUGUGGAUGACCUUCCUGGGGACUUCGAAGAAUUUAAGGCAAUGUCGAAAGCGUGCUUCCCAGCACUGAUAGACACAAAAGUCUUGUCGUCUCCAUCGGCUAACAUGCCGUCAUUCAAGUCGACCGCGCUAGGGCAGCUCUUGUUGCAACUUAAGGAAAAAUCUGGCCGUAUUCCGACCGUGGAACACGGUACGGGUUACGGCUAUGAUGAAUCUAGUCUCAAAUUCCACGACGCUGGCCACGACGCCUUUGCCACAGGUCUCUGUCUCCUUGGCCUUAUCUCCUGCCUCCAUCCCGAGAAGAUGAGGGACAAUCCCGAGCUGAACGCCACCAGUGCGGUGUUGCGAUCCCAUCUCAACAAGGUGUACUUUAUGUCGGACGACAUGCACUAUAUCAAUUUGGAUGGCGUCAAUGUCGUCCCAAACAGAAGCAACGUGUUUUAUGUGACAUUCCCCGAAGAGUGGAAGCUCAACGACCUGAGGACUCUCUUUAUGCCUUAUGGUGAUGUACACGUCACAUGGAUCAGCCACACAGAAGCUGCAGUCAGGGUGAGAGACUCCAUUAGAGCCAGAACAGUGUUGUCCGACAUGGCAAAGGCACGCAAAGACGGUGGUGUCCCUAUGUACCAAGUGCAUCCGUAUGCGAAAUACGUGGACGCUAAUGCCAGGACCCUGGGCCUAGCGCAGCACCCUGCGGAAAACAGCGCAGGUAGUGACAGCGCAACUGCAGAGCCACCGGCCAAAAGAGCCCGCAGCGAGGAAGACAGGAGUUCCACGGGGUCCUCCACAAGCUCUGGCUCCUGUGUCUCAUUGUCCAGUGCGUCCCUCGAAUCACCUUUGACGAAAGGAAGCAAAAACGGGCCAGUGCAAUCCCACAAGGUGGAAGUGAGCGCCAGUCUCAUGUUUGAGGAAAACGAUGACUGGGUGUGAACUUCAAGUUCAUCAACCACUUCAUCACCAUUUCUUCGGUUCACAUUUAUGUUCAUAUCAUAAUAAACACAUCACGUCAUGUACCAUAUGGUUUCAUGAUGGGUUUUGACCUUCCA